This is a messenger RNA of Rhizopus microsporus ATCC 52813, 2299 nucleotides long. RefSeq lists its product as uncharacterized. The record is from RefSeq and is a predicted model, not a curated record. Gene Ontology annotation, biological process: protein transport. Gene Ontology annotation, cellular component: cytoplasm. Bases 46 to 2250 code for a protein of 734 amino acids. The transcript has 5 exons. Lineage: Eukaryota; Fungi; Mucoromycota; Mucoromycetes; Mucorales; Rhizopodaceae.
CUCUUUUUCUCUUUCUCUUCUUUAAAGACAAAGAAACUUUAGCAAAUGACAGACUUAUUCAAGUCUAAUGAAAAUGAGUUUUAUAUUGAACUAAAGCAAGAGAGAUACUAUUUUCCUGGCGAUGAUAUAUCUGGCGACAUCGUAUUGGACUUGAAGAAGCCAACGAAGACAAAUAAUAUCAAAGUGAGUUUGGAAGGCUGUGCUGAAAUUGGUGGAAAGUCAACUACAAUUUAUUCAAAAUCAUUGUAUGUUGCUGAACCACCAGCAGGAGAGAAAUCAUAUUAUCUCGAGGCCCAUACACAUCGAUUUCCAUUCAAAAUGAAUAUUCCAUCAUCCUCAGAGCUUAAAUUGCCCAGCACCUUGGAGAUUCCAAAACUAUUAAAAAUUAGUUACAGACUGAUAGCCGUGCAUAAUAGACCUUAUGUCAUUGUCGAAAAGUUUUGUUCGAUGGCUACAGAAACUGUGACGAUUUUGGAAGAUAUUAAUGUUGAGGCUGAUGACCUAAAAGGAGAGCAUACUCAGAUAAGGGAGCUCGUCUUGACAGGAGAAACCAGAAAAGUAAAGGUGGCUGUUAGUCUUGGUAAGCGCGCUGCUGUAAAAGGUGAUAUUAUUCCUAUAACGGUAACCAUUCAUCAUAUUGGUGUCAUGGUUAGAAGCAAGGCAAUAAAGAUACAGCUCAUGCGUUAUGUUUACUAUGGAAAGAACAAAAAUGAAGUGUUUGGACCCAAAAUUAUAUCAGAAACAACUUCCAAUAUUGAAAUCUCUGGACCUACUAGCUUUACCAAAUCAUUUAAUCUAAAAUUACCUAUUCCUGCAGCAUCCUCCUGCCCUACGGUUGAUAUUUCUUGUAACGUAUUCAAAAUUGAGUAUGUUAUCCGAGCCAGUGUUAAUCUGAACGAAGAAAAUCCUCUUCGACGGGAAGAGCCGAGUGAUAUAGCAUCUUUCAACAUUCCAUUUAUUAUUGGCACUUAUCCAAAACUCUCAUUCAGUAUUGACGACGAUGAAGAAGAGGAGUCAGAAAGCAUAGAUCAGAACACAGUCGAUACAGAUUCUACAAACCCAUCCGAGUAUGAUCAAGUGUUUGAAAAGAUGAAGGAAAUAGACUUGAAUUCAAUACCAACGACGCCUGUAUCAGUGAAGCAAGAUACGCCACCACUCAUUUAUCAGAAACCAGAUGAAAUUGAUGUACCUGAUAUACAAACGCCCAAGAAAGGCUUUAAGGCCCUUACACCACUUUCUCGAUUACAAGAAACGCCACCUGCUACCCCUACGACGGCCCUAUCUACUAAAUCGAAUGGAUUUAAUGCACAAUCCCCUACUCAAGAUACGUUUAAGCAGCAAUCUCCCCUCAGUACGCCUACUGUGCGCCAUCAAGUUACUGUAGUAUCACCACCCAUGGAGAAACUACAUGUGAUUCAAUCAGCAUCACACAGUCCAUCCCCUAGCACAAACACAAGCCCUCAGAUGUCACAAUCUAGCACAUAUAGCAGACACUCAUCUGGAAGCAUAGCGUCUGUACACAAACAAGAGAGCGCAGCGAGUAUGAAUGGCUUAGAGCGACAGGAAUCGAUGAGAUGGGUCUUGCCUAAUAAAGAUACUGCUGUAACAGUGUCCCCUUCUAUCUCUAACAGUAGCCAGCCAAUAAAUAGUCCUCCACCAUUGCCUGCUCGACCAUCAGCAAAUGGUAAUAAUGGAUCAAUGCCUACUAUAGCGAAUAGUAAGCCACUUCCUGUGCCCACAAGCCCCGUACCUCCACCUUUACCGAGUAGACCAAGGCCUACUACCAAUCUAUCUAGUCCAUCAUCUCAUAAUCUACCUGUAAAGCACAACACGAUUGGUUCACCUUACCACCAUGUGAACCAUCAACCCCUUCAGACAUCAUUGAGUCAACCUAUACUGUCAUAUAGCCACCAACCGCAAUCAAAUGUGACUUAUCCCCAACAGUAUAAUGGUAAUACAUUUGUCUCAAUGCCAAUUCCUACCAUUCCUGAUAUGCAACUACAACAACAACAACCUCACAAUGCUUACCAUAAUUACAGUCACAAUUCUCCACAACAACCAAAUCAGCCAUACUAUGCCAGCCAUAGUAAUACCACUGUUGACCAUAGCAACCAUUAUCAAAACAACACAGCGUAUGCACAUAACAAUAAUAAUGUACCAUUCCCUCAACCACAUGAUCCUUUUGGGAAUACUAUUUAUCAACAGCAUAAUCCUACGCAUUAUCAACCACCUCCAUAUUAUACUUUGUAAUAAAUAAAUUAGUAAUCCAAGUAUUAAGAAAAGAAAAGCAAAGGAUACG